Molecule: messenger RNA, 1468 nt
Organism: Corylus avellana
Lineage: Eukaryota; Viridiplantae; Streptophyta; Magnoliopsida; Fagales; Betulaceae
Product: chloroplast envelope quinone oxidoreductase homolog
Molecular function (GO): oxidoreductase activity
Source: RefSeq, a predicted model, not a curated record
CCUCUCAUUUCUCCUUUGCACAUUUUCGACCACCAUUGUUGCUCUGCGAAUUCUCUGUUCCUGCUCUGCAAAAAGCUCAAUUCUUUCCUCCAUUUCUCUUCCUCCCGGCUUGUUUCCACUCUUAUCAUUUUUUCCAAAUACUAUUUUUUGAGGGUAGUAUUUUUUAGGGUUUUAGUUGACCAAAUUCCUUCUUUGGAACCCUUUGUGAGUCAAGACAGCCCAAUGUUCAGAUAUCUUCAUUUUCUUCUUCCAUUAAUUGAACCUGCAGUAGACCAUCUUCGACUGAGCGUUGCUCAUUUGUUGAUUCAAGUCUACCGAAGGGUCGGUAAGGAUACACACUCUGUGAAGAUAGAGAGCUUGGAGGAUGAGUUGGAGGCUUGUCGAUCUUACAGUGUCUAGAACUUGCAAAGGGUUUCAUGUUGAAGUUCCAGUCCCCACUCCGAAGAAGAAUGAGCUCUUGCUAAAACUUGAAGCAAGUAGUCUAAAUCCUCUUGAUUGGAAAAUUCAGAAAGGCGUUAUGCGGCCUUUUGCACCUCGCAAGUUCCCUCACAUACCUGGUACUGAUGUGGCAGGAGAGGUUGUAGAGGUUGGACCAGGAGUCAAAAGUUUCAAAGUUGGUGACAAAGUUGUAGCUUGGCUUAGCAUUUCUGAUGGAGGUGGACUAGCUGAGUUCGCUGUGUCUAAGGAGAAGCUGACAGUUGCUAGGCCAGCUGAAGUUUCAGCAGCAGAAGCUGCAGGCUUACCCAUUGCUGGUGUUACAGCUCUCCAGGUGCUCACCCAAUCUGCUGGGAUCAAGCUUGAUGGAAGUGGCCAGGAGGCAAACAUUUUGAUCACUGCCGCCUCAGGUGGUGUAGGUCUCUACGCGGUUCAACUGGCAAAGCUUGGAAACACACAUGUGACUGCCACGUGCGGGGCACGCAACAUUGAGUUGGUCAAGAGCUUUGGGGCCGAUGAGGUGCUCGACUACAAGACUCCGGAAGGGGCAGCUCUGAAGAGCCCGUCUGGUCGGAAAUAUGACUUUGUGAUCCACUGUGCUCUUACUGGCAUUCCUUGGUCAACUUUUGAGCCAAAUCUGAGUAAGAAAGGGAAGGUGUUACAUUUAUCUCCCAGCCCAAGUUCCAUGGCGACUUUUGCUCUAAAGAAAAUUACCUUCUCCAAGAAGCAGCUGGUGCCGGUAUGGGCUAGUGUCAAGAGUGAGAACCUGGAUUAUCUUGUUAAGUUGGUGAAGGAAGGUAAACUUAAGACUGUGAUUGACUCGAAGCAUUCCCUGAGCAAGGCUGAAGAUGCUUGGGCUAAGAGUAUUGAUGGUCAUGCUACUGGGAAGAUCAUCGUGGAACCUUUCUAAAAAUUAAAAUAUAAUUUGCUUGGAAUUGUUGGAUUCCUAUAUAAUUAAAUGAGGGUGUUGUAUCUUAUACUCGUGCAUAAAGAAAACUAUAUGUUUGUGCAGUUAAAUCAGACAUUUGACCUG